AUGCCAUACUUUGUUACAGUUGUGCUGUACUAUUGUUUCACGAAUAAAACCUUGGGAAAAUCUCAAGAAUUUGAGGAGUUUGGCUUGUUGAGUGGGGGCCAUGUCACUGAGCAUCUGCCAUAUGAUGUUGCACCUGUUGCCGCCAGCCGUAAGAUCCAAAGACAGCAAACAAUGAUGUUGAUGCAUCUCAUAGCUAACCCAAAGAUGAACGUGGUUGGUGCAAGUAUUGACUGCGGACAUCGUAAUACUGCCACGGAGAUGGACUUCCAAGGAGUCAACUGCUCACCUGAGCGUACGAUCUAG
Messenger RNA from Parastagonospora nodorum SN15, 303 nucleotides. RefSeq lists its product as hypothetical. The record is from RefSeq and is a predicted model, not a curated record. The transcript has 3 exons. Lineage: Eukaryota; Fungi; Ascomycota; Dothideomycetes; Pleosporales; Phaeosphaeriaceae. The coding region runs from base 1 to 303 and encodes 100 amino acids.